AUGAACGAGUUUGUGUCACAGACGUUAGAAGUUGUUAAUUCUCAUAUGAGUGUCAAUGCUCACCUAGGAGGUGGUGGGCCUUCUAUGGCACUCAAUACACCUGGUCGUGUGGACAUGGACACAGGUGGCAGUUUCUGUGGAGGAAACGAUAUGCAUACAAAUGGACUAACAUCCAUCAGGAUGAGCUCCCAUCAAAAAGCUCUCUUUCAUGGGAACAAAACAGAAGUUACAUUUUUUAUUUUGCUUGGCUUCCCAGGCAAUACUCAAAUACAGAUGCUAUAUUUUGCAAUUUUUUUGGUCAUUUACAUUCUAACUCUGGUGGCCAAUUUUCUCAUAAUUAUCAUAGUCUGCUUAAAUUCUCAUCUUCACAUCCCAAUGUAUUUCUUCCUCAGUAACUUUGCUGUGCUGGACACCUGGUGCUCAACUGCUGUAAUUCCUAAAACACUCAGCUAUUUGAUCACACAAGAUAAGCUCAUUUCCCAUUCUGGGUGCCUUGCUCAACUUUGCUUUGUUCACUCUGUAGGACCUACUGAAUUCUUCUUACUCACGGUUAUGGCUUAUGAUAGAUACCUAGCCAUCUGUUUUCCAUUACAAUAUGCAACAAUGAUGAACAGUCAGAUCUGCCGUUACUUAGCUAUAGGCUCCUGGAUGAGUGGCUUCUUUACUGGCUGGACAUUAACUAUUCCUACCGCUCUGCUAAGUUUUUGUGGACCCAAUCUCAUUGAUCACUUUUUCUGCGAUUAUAUCCCUCUGAUAAAACUGUCUUGUUCUGACACAUCCAUCAGUGAGACCGUCUUCUUUUCAUUUGCAUGGGUAGUUGUGCUAAGCUCACUUAUUUUUACAACAGUAUCUUAUUCCAGUAUAAUUAAGACCAUCCUUCGAAUUCCAUCCCGGCUUGGUCGUCAGAAAGCCUUUUCAACUUGUGCUGCUCAUUUAACUGUGGUCAUCAUUUUCUAUGGAACUGUCAUUUUUAUGUAUGUCCGCCCAAGAGCUUCCUACUUUUCUGAUAAAGAUAAAGUUGUAUCUCUGUUUUACUCUGUUAUAACACCAAUUUUAAAUCCUCUUAUAUAUAGUCUUAGAAAUCGAGAAUUUAAAAAGGCACUGAAAAAGGUUCAAGAAAAGCUCCACAAAUCAAUUAACGAUGUUUAG
Nanorana parkeri is the source of this 1149-nucleotide messenger RNA. RefSeq names its product olfactory receptor 6F1-like. The coding region runs from base 1 to 1149 and encodes 382 amino acids. The record is from RefSeq and is a predicted model, not a curated record. Gene Ontology annotation, biological process: G protein-coupled receptor signaling pathway. Gene Ontology annotation, cellular component: membrane. The transcript is spliced from 2 exons. Gene Ontology annotation, molecular function: olfactory receptor activity; G protein-coupled receptor activity. Lineage: Eukaryota; Metazoa; Chordata; Amphibia; Anura; Dicroglossidae.